This is a messenger RNA of Arctia plantaginis, 279 nucleotides long. Lineage: Eukaryota; Metazoa; Arthropoda; Insecta; Lepidoptera; Erebidae. The record is from the annotation of a GenBank genome assembly.
AUGAAAACUAUACUCGUGUUUGUGUGUGGUUAUGUGUUUAUGUGUGUAUUUGGUCAAGAUUGUAAAGUCGGCGGGAAAAGAUGCGUUGACCACGAACAAUGUUGCGGUGGGUGCUGUUUCUAUGGAGAGUGUGUCGAUACGUACAGAUCGUGUUACUUAACAUCAGAUGUGUGCGAUGGCCAUGUGUGCAUCGGUGAUGAAGACUGUGUGGUGUAUGUGCCGCCAGAAUGCCCGGGAUGUGAACCACUACCUAUCUGCAGACUACUUCAGUUGGAAUGA